CUCGAAAAACUUUUAAUUUCAGUGCAAAUUGGAGGUGUGGGAUCUGGAAAUAGUUCUGGCAAGACAAAAAUAGUUGCAAUAGCUGCUGGGGUUACAGUUGGUAUAGCUCUUGUGCUAUUUGGACUAACCCUUUGCUUCUUAUCAAAGAGAAGAAAACAUCAAGGUUCAAUCCGAACUAAAUCCGUAAACAGAGGCACUAGCGAACGAAGUCAAGAACUUCUGAUGAAUGCAACUAUUAUUCCAAGUAAAAGAGAAUUUUCUGGUGAAACUUCCACGGAAGAGUUUGAAUUGCCAUUGUUUGAUUACAGUACCCUAGCUACGGCAACAGAAAAUUUUUCUGAUGCAACUAAGUUGGGCCAAGGUGGAUUUGGUUGUGUUUACAAGGCAAUGCUGGUUGGUCAAGAAGUAGCAGUCAAAAGGCUCUCGAAGAAUUCCGGACAAGGAGUAGAGGAAUUUAAAAAUGAGCUAAGAUUAAUUGCCAGGCUUCAACACAGAAAUCUAGUCCGGCUUCUUGGGUGUUGUGUUGAUAUGGAAGAGAAGAUGCUGAUCUAUGAAUACCUGGAGAAUAAAAGUUUAGAUUCAAUUUUGUUCAAUAAACAGAAUAGCUCGCUGCUCAACUGGCAAAAGCGGUUCAAUAUUAUUUGUGGUAUUGCUCGGGGGCUUCUAUACCUUCACCAAGAUUCAAGAUUUAGAAUUAUCCACAGAGACCUUAAAGCAAGCAAUAUUCUGCUUGAUAAGGAUUUGACCCCCAAAAUAUCAGAUUUUGGCAUGGCAAGAAUUUUUGGCGGAGAUGAGACUGAAGGAAAUACAAAAAGAGUAGUUGGAACCUAUGGUUACAUGUCUCCCGAAUAUGCAAUGGAUGGCCUCUUCUCUGUUAAGUCCGAUGUUUUCAGCUUUGGGGUUUUGGUGUUAGAAAUAGUAACGGGGAAGAAGAACAGGGGAUUCUAUUAUCAAAACAACCAACUCAACCUUCUUGGACAUGCGUGGAGACAAUGGAAAGAAGGGAGCGGCUCAGAGCUACUAGAUCCAUCGUUUGGAGAAUCGUUUUCUCCGUCUGAAGUAAUGAGAUGUAUACAAGUUGGACUGUUGUGUGUCCAGGAACAAGCAGAAGACAGACCAAACAUGGCCACUGUGGUUUUGAUGCUAGGCAGCGAAAGCGCGUCACUACCUCAGCCUAAAAACCCAGGAUUUUGCCUUGGAAGAAGACCUGUUGAUUCUGAUUCAUAUUCGACUAAUUAUGAAGAAACUUGCACUGUCAAUCAAGUUACAGUUACCAUGAUAGAUCCCCGGUAGUUGAUGGUAUCACUCUCAGAAAGUGUAUAUUACUACAAGAGGUUCACAAUUUUCUCUUGUAUACUUUCUCAGUUUUUGCUUUUUGGGUAAGUUUUGUGUAAGAUAAAGAGUAUAAUUAGGUCUUUUUUUCUCAUUACAUACAAUUGUGAGUUCAAAAAUCUGUCUUUUUUCAUCAUCAAUGUAAUAGUCCAAUCAUUCCUUU
Solanum stenotomum is the source of this 1495-nucleotide messenger RNA. RefSeq names its product receptor-like serine/threonine-protein kinase SD1-8. NCBI's taxonomy places the organism in Eukaryota, Viridiplantae, Streptophyta, Magnoliopsida, Solanales, Solanaceae. The transcript is spliced from 6 exons. Gene Ontology annotation, molecular function: ATP binding; protein serine/threonine kinase activity. The record is from RefSeq and is a predicted model, not a curated record. Bases 223 to 1293 code for a protein of 356 amino acids. Gene Ontology annotation, biological process: protein phosphorylation.